This is a messenger RNA of Diospyros lotus (date-plum), 2230 nucleotides long. RefSeq names its product trifunctional UDP-glucose 4,6-dehydratase/UDP-4-keto-6-deoxy-D-glucose 3,5-epimerase/UDP-4-keto-L-rhamnose-reductase RHM2-like. The transcript is spliced from 2 exons. Gene Ontology annotation, biological process: nucleotide-sugar metabolic process. Lineage: Eukaryota; Viridiplantae; Streptophyta; Magnoliopsida; Ericales; Ebenaceae. Bases 1 to 1956 code for a protein of 651 amino acids. The record is from RefSeq and is a predicted model, not a curated record. Gene Ontology annotation, molecular function: dTDP-glucose 4,6-dehydratase activity.
AUGUCUUCUCAACGGGAUCUGUAUGAACCGAAGAACAUCCUCAUAACCGGUGCUGCCGGCUUCAUUGCGUCCCACGUAACCAACCGGCUGAUCAAGAACUAUCCCAAUUACAAGAUUGUGGCGCUCGACAAGAUAGAUUACUGCUCCAGCCUCAAGAAUCUAAGCCCUUCUUACCAAUUCUCAAACUUCAAAUUUGUUAAGGGCGAUGUCUGCAGCUAUGAUCUUGUCAAUUACAUAGUGGUUGCAGAGGACAUUGACACCAUCAUGCAUUUCGCCGCCCAAACUCAUGUAGAUAAUUCCUUUGGCAAUUCAUUUGAAUUCACCAAUAACAAUAUAUACGGCACUCACGUUCUGUUGGAAGCUUGUAAAGUAACUAAACAAAUCCGGAGGUUCAUUCAUGUUAGUACAGACGAAGUUUACGGGGAGACUGAUUUGGAGACUGACAUCGGCAAUCCUGAGGCUUCUCAGCUUCUUCCCACCAAUCCUUAUUCUGCCACCAAGGCUGGAGCUGAGAUGCUGGUCAUGGCUUACCGCCGGUCUUACGGCCUUCCCACGAUCACCACCCGGGGUAAUAACGUGUACGGCCCGAAUCAGUUUCCCGAAAAGCUUAUUCCAAAGUUCAUUCUCCUGGCCAUGAAGGGAGAGCGUUUGCCGAUUCACGGUGAUGGUUCGAAUGUGAGGAGCUAUCUGUAUUCAGAGGAUGUUGCCGAGGCAUUUGAUGUGGUGCUCCACAAAGGAGUGAUUGGGCAUGUGUACAAUGUUGGCACCAAGAAGGAGAAGCGAGUGUUGGAUGUAGCCAAGGACGUAUGCGGGCUUUUCGGGCUGAAUUCUGAAGAGUAUAUUGAGUUUGUGCAGGACAGGCCCUUUAAUGACAAGCGCUACUUCUUGGAUGAUCAAAAGCUCAAAAGGCUGGGGUGGGAGGAAAGGACUCCAUGGGAGGCUGGACUGAAGAUGACAAUGGAAUGGUAUACUAAGAACUCGGAUUGGUGGGGCGAUGUGAGUGCUGCUCUUCACCCACAUCCACGAGUUUCAAUGAUUGGUCCUUCCAACGAUGACGGCUACUUCCUACAGUACACCAAGCGAGGUGAAAGCAAUGGUAUGAAAAUUUUGAUAUAUGGAAGAACUGGUUGGAUAGGCGGCUUGUUGGGAAAACUGUGCAAGGAUGAUGGCAUACCAUUUGACUAUGGGAGGGGAAGAUUAGAAGAUAGGAGUUCACUGAUUGAGGAUAUAAGAAGAGUGAAACCUACCCAUGUUUUUAAUGCGGCUGGGGUUAUAGGAAGGCCUAAUGGUGACUGGUGUGGAACACACAGGGUGGAAACCAUUAGAGCUAAUGUGGUGGGGGCUUUAACCUUGGCUGAUGUUUGCAAAAAUAGAGGUAUGCUAAUGAUAAAUUUUGCAACUGGGUGCAUAUUUGAGCAUGAUGCAGAGCAUCCACAAGGCUUGGGCACUGGUUUCAAGGUAGACUACAAACCAAAUUUUGCAGGCUCCUUCUACUCCAAGACCAAAGCCAUGGUGGAGGAGUUGUUAAAAGAAUACGACAAUGUAUGUAAUCUAAGAGUCAGAAUGCCGAUAUCAUCAAACCUUGACAACCUGAGAAAUUUUAUCGCGAAGAUCACUCGUAAUGGCAAAGCUGUGAACAUAGCAAGUAGCAUGACGGUACUGGAUGAGCUCCUACCAAUCUCAAUCGAAAUGGCGAAGCGAAAUUGUAGAGGAAUAUGGAACUUCACCAACCCUGGAGUCAUUAGCCACAACGAGAUCCUGGAGAUGUACAGGGAUUACAUAGACCCGGAGUUCAAAUGGGCCAACUUUGAUUUGGAAGAACAAUCAAAGCUAAUAGCAGGACAAAGGAGCAACAGUGGCAUGGACGCCUCAAAGCUAGAGGAGGAGUUCCCCAGCUUGUUGUCAAUUAAAGAUUCAAUCAAAAAGUUCGUCUUUGAACCAAACAAGAAAACUUGAAUCCUCGAUCGGUGCGAUUGCUCCAAUUACAGAGGUGGUGAUUGAAGUUGAAGGGCUCCAAUUAUUUGAAGUAGACAAUACAAUUAUUAUUCUAGUGAGAUUUAAGCAUUAGUCCCCACAAUUAAAAUUUAGCACUCUUGCUUCUUAUUACAGUGACACUGUUUUUGUAACAAAGGUUGAUGAUAUUCUGUUUUACUUUUUGUGUAAGUUUUGUUUGUGUUUUAUUUUAUGGAAUCAUUCAGCUUAUAGAGAGAGCAUUGGAAAGUUGAUGAUA